Suillus subalutaceus is the source of this 360-nucleotide messenger RNA. RefSeq lists its product as uncharacterized. The transcript is spliced from 2 exons. The record is from RefSeq and is a predicted model, not a curated record. The annotation marks the transcript as partial. Lineage: Eukaryota; Fungi; Basidiomycota; Agaricomycetes; Boletales; Suillaceae.
AAAGAUGUGAGUUCAAAGUUCUGGGCGACAUACAAGAAAGUUUCGAAUGAGUACGACGACGACUUCCUCGGGCGCGCGAAUGACGAUAUGGGUAUUAUCCUGACUUUCGCUGGCCUAUUUUCAGCCGUCAACUCUACGUUUAUCGUCGGAAUGCAGCCUGAUCCGGGCGAAACUACCAAUGCCCUCCUCGUCCAGCUAAUCCAAAUAACUGUUAACGGCCCCAAUUCUGCACCUGACAUCAGCGAUCUUUCCUCAUCUACACAAUAUUCCUCUUCGAAUGUCUGGGUGCAAACGCUCGCAUAUGCUAGCCUCGCGUUCAGUGUCUUGGCAGCUUUCGGGGCUGUCAUGGGAAAGCAAUGG